This is a messenger RNA of Anisakis simplex (herring worm), 444 nucleotides long. Lineage: Eukaryota; Metazoa; Nematoda; Chromadorea; Rhabditida; Anisakidae. The record is from the annotation of a GenBank genome assembly.
AUGGAUAAAGGUGAUGAACGAAAAUUUGCGCUUGAUGUUGAGGCAGUCGAAGGGGUCCAUACGGGAUAUUCGAAUCGUGUGGUAGCACUGGUCGAAUAUGCGGACGACGUUGGUAUGGAUAGCGCAGACGAUGACGGCAAGAGUGGUAUUGAGGUGUUGAGCAAUGCAAAAAUGUUUGGUCAACUUGUGGAUGGCGUCUGCGUUGAACGGAUGUUCAGACGGAGUUUUGUCGAUUUCGUUGUCGGACGGUAUGGCAACAAAUAUGGCGAUUGGCAAGGCAAGAAGAAAGAGGAGAGGGAGGGAAGGAGCACAAUGAGAUCGUUCGAAAAGAACCACGACGAUGAUGCGGUCAGUAUUCAGAUACACCAGUUGGAUAUUGAUUUGGAGGAUCACACCUUAUCAGAGGUUAUGAUGAUAUUGUGUCACCCACUAUUCAAACUGUAA